Molecule: messenger RNA, 3122 nt
Organism: Colletotrichum destructivum
Lineage: Eukaryota; Fungi; Ascomycota; Sordariomycetes; Glomerellales; Glomerellaceae
Product: Putative chitin-binding, type 1, NodB domain, glycoside hydrolase/deacetylase, beta/alpha-barrel
Exons: 4
Coding region: 1-2676 (891 amino acids)
Biological process (GO): carbohydrate metabolic process
Molecular function (GO): chitin binding; hydrolase activity, acting on carbon-nitrogen (but not peptide) bonds
Source: RefSeq, a predicted model, not a curated record
AUGCGUUUGACACCCGUGUUGCUCGCCGCCCUCGCCGGGCUAGAGGCAGCUCACGCUCACGGGGAUGAGCCUCACAUGAACAUGGUGUUGCCGCGUCUCAGGAACGUGGAAGAAUUGCGCCAGAAGCGCGUGAAAUACGAGCCAUGGAACCCCCCAACCGUAGCCUACAAGCCUCGUGGCGAGCGUGCAAACCGUUUGUCACCCCGACAGGCCGCCACCAUCAAGUUGGGAGACAACGUUCAGUGUGGAGGUACUUUUGGAAGGUGUGCUGAUGGAUUUUGCUGUUCAUCUGCCGGAUGGUGCGGACAGGGCACCGAAUAUUGCAGAGCACCAGAUUGUCAAAUCAGCUACGGUCCAGGCUGUGACGGCAACCAGAAGCCUAGCGGCACCGACACAGCCAACGAUGCGAGGCCUUUGAAGGGCAGCAUCCCCUACGGCGGCGUCGGAAUCUACGCCUGUGAAAAUGACGGCGACGUCGCCGUCACCUACGACGACGGUCCCUACAUCUACACUGCCGCCAUGUUGGACGCUUUCAAGGCACACAGCGCCGUUGCCACGUGGUUCAUCACCGGCAACAACCUUGGCAAGGGCCAGAUCAACGUGGCGUACCGCAAUGUCAUCCAGCGCAUGUUUAACGAGGGUCACCAAAUCGCCAGCCACACGUGGUCGCACGAGAACCUGGACCAGAUGACAUUAGCGCAGCGGAAGAACCAGAUGGUGUAUAAUGAGAUCGCGUUCAUGGACAUUCUUGGUUUCUACCCUACCUACAUGCGACCGCCCUACUCCAUUUGCGGAGCCGAGUGUCAGCAGCAAAUGGUGGAUCUUGGUUACCACAUCACCUACUUCGAUCUUGACACCGAGGGAUACCUCCACACUGAUCCGAGCCAAAUCCAGGUUAGUCUGAACCUGUGGGAUGCCGCCAUGAUCGCACGCUCGGCUUGCAACGGCAGUUACUUGCACAUCGAGCACGACAUCCACCAACAGGUCGCUACAACUUUUACCAACCACAUGCUGGACUCCAUCGUCGCCAACGGCUGGAAGGCCGUGACCGUCGGUGAGUGCCUGGGCGACCCCCCCGAGAACUGGUACCGCGGCAACGUCCCCGGCUACAACUUCAAGAUCUCGGCUGUCAGUCCCUUGGCCUGCUCCAGCACGCGCAGCACGUCCUCGUCGAGGACCACCUCCACUCGCACGUCGACAUCCAGCACGUCGACAUCCACCGCCCUCGCCGUCUCCCUCGACGGCUCCUGCGGAGCCACCGGGGCCAAGACCUGCCAGGGCUCAGUCUUUGGCAACUGCUGUUCCAAGAACGGAUGGUGUGGCAGCACAGCCGCUUACUGCGGCACGGGCUGCCAGUCCAAGUACGGUACUUGCGGAAGCCAGUCUUCGUCGAGCAGCGUUAGCUCAGGUAGGACCUCUUCAUCUUCGUCAUCCAGCCGUAGCGGCACUUCUUCUUCUUCUACUUCCUCGUCGCGGACCAGUGCUUCAUCGUCUUCCAUACGAUCGAGCACUGGCUCUGCCUCAAGCUCAAGGACCUCAACUUCAAGCUCGCGGACCAGUGCUUCUUCGUCUUCCAUACGAUCAAGCACUGGCUCUGCCUCAAGCUCACGUAGCAGUACCAGCAGCAGCACUUCUGCCCGCUCGACCACUAGUUCGAGCUCGUCCACACGCUCUUCUUCUACCUCGUCGUCUAACACGCGCUCCUCAGGCACUGCUUCCAGCACCAGAUCCACUACUUCUUCCUCUGGCACCGGUACAAGAUCCGCUACUGGGUCUAGCUCUGCUGCGUCAUCCACGUCCACACGGCCCGUCUCCACGAACGGCGAGUGCGGUUCCGGCAACGGAAGACAGUGUAUCGGCUCUGCCUUUGGCAACUGCUGCUCCCAAUACAACUUCUGCGGUAGCACCUCUGGCCAUUGCGGCACGGGUUGCCAGUCUGCGUUUGGCACUUGCAACGCCGGGUCCAGCUCUUCUGCUGGCUCGUCUGCCAGCUCGUCUACCGGCUCCUCCAGCCGUUCCAGCAGCGCUGCCGCCGGGGGGAGCUCGACCGCGUCAAGCACCGGUGCCCUCCCGACCUCUUCGCUUCUGGCUUCGAUUAACGGCGAGUGUGGUGGCCUAAACGGACGGACGUGCUUGGGAACUUCGUUCGGCAACUGCUGUUCUCAGUACGACUACUGCGGCAACAGUGCGGCCCACUGCGGGACCGGUUGCAAGUCUGCCUUCGGCACCUGCAACGCCGGGUCCAGCUCUUCGGCCGGCUCCUCUGUCUCCAGCUCCGCUGGAACCCCGGCGUCCUCCGCCGCCUCAACCCGCGUCAGCUCCACUAACCCGGCAGCCGCAACCAACACCAGGCUCUCGACCAGCGGCGAGUGCGGUGGCACGGCCGGCUUCAACUGCCUGGGCUCCAACUUCGGAGACUGCUGCUCGCCCUACAACUACUGCGGCAACACCACCGCCCACUGCGACACGGGCUGCCAAAGCAACUUUGGCCGAUGCAGCGGCACCGGCGCCAACGUUCAGGUCUCACUCAAUGGAAACUGCGGCCCCACCAACGGCGGCGCCACCUGCGCCGGCUCGGCCUUCGGCAACUGCUGUUCGACCUAUGGGUAUUGUGGCAGCACCUCCGCCUUCUGCGGCACCGGCUGCCAGUCCGGCUUUGGCACUUGUGGAUCCUAAGAAAAUCAGUAUUCCAAUUCUGGACCGACAACAACGGCCGCUGCUCCCGCCCGCUACGACAACGUCCGCAGGCCGUGGCCGAAUUCAAUACCUAUGGACUUUGGGCACCGUCGGUGCUAUUUGUGGUACUUUGAUCAAGAGCAAGAGCGAUGGCGGCUUCUGCUGCACAUACCCAUCACCCCAACCCCUAUUCCCCAUCUCACCACACCCCUCCUCCACGACAUGUCACGCCACGAGUGAUGAUGGGUGGUGUGUGGGAUUGUUCCAUUUUGAAAAGAAAAGGGGCAGUACAUGAUUUAUUUCUUACCUUCAAACGACAAAUAGGCGCCGGAAUUCACGAGGACACAAAAGUAUACGAUGCCGGCCAUGUUUUUUGUAAUCCUGAAUUAUUGUUUUUUGGAGGUGGUCCUCAAGUAGCUCGCCUCUCGCUUGUCUCGGAGCAGUCC